Messenger RNA from Fusarium tjaetaba, 1971 nucleotides. RefSeq names its product levodione reductase. NCBI's taxonomy places the organism in Eukaryota, Fungi, Ascomycota, Sordariomycetes, Hypocreales, Nectriaceae. Bases 1 to 1971 code for a protein of 656 amino acids. The record is from RefSeq and is a predicted model, not a curated record. Gene Ontology annotation, molecular function: oxidoreductase activity. The transcript has 6 exons.
AUGCCUUCAGUCAUCUACAACACACCUGCCACCCUUCCGGUCCGAAAACCAGCACCCUUCGUUAUUGGCCCAACCAACAAAGCCCCUUUCCGACCUACCAACAAGAUCCCACAAGAUGUCAUCGAUACAGCUCAGGUCACACCCAUCGAAGAGUUCGACGCCAAGAAGCAUGUAAACUUUGAGUUUCCCAAGCGGACUUAUACCAUGAAGGAAUGGGGAUACGAGAAUCAGGGCGUCUCCCCCAUCGCUGCCUCGGACCCUUUCUCUCUUUUCCCUGAAGCUGCCGUGAAGCAAGUCCGACGUGAACUUCUCAGCGAAGAUGUUCUUAGGACGUGUCAGUUUGCUUCGACUUUUACGAAGAAUCAGAUUCGAGGAUAUACUCAAAAACAAGCACCCUUUGCUCACGCUCUUUGGAAGAGUCCCGAAGUGCAGCAAGCUGUUUCAAAAGUGGCUGGUAUUGAUCUAGUUCACGCAUUUGAGUAUGAGAUCGGCCAUUGCAACCUGCUCUUCAGCGACUGCGAGGACGAGAAGAAGGGAGCUAGCGACAACGUUGGCUUUUCCUGGCACUAUGAUAGCUUUCCGUUCGUUUGUGUUACGAUGCUUUCAGACUGUUCGGAUAUGAAGGGUGGCGAGACUGCAGUCCUCAAAGGUGACGGUGAAGUUCUCAAAGUUCGCGGUCCAACCAUGGGCACUGCGGUGAUUCUCCAAGGUCGCUACGUGCAACACGCCGCACUCAAGGCAAUUGGCAAAGAAAGAAUCUCCUUUAUCACAGCAUUCCGUCCCAAGUCUCCCUUUGUCAAGGACGAGAUGGUCCUCACGGGUUCCCGACCCAUAAGUAACCAGUCAGAGCUUGUGUAUGACUACUGCACCUACCGAGCAGAUGUUCUUGAGAUACGAUUUCGAGAACACGCAAAGAAGCUUCGUGAGCUACAAGCUGCGGGUAUCAAGUUCAACCCCGAUGCCGUGAGGGAGUUUCUUCAGGAGCAGAAGGAGAUGUUGGAGGCGACGCUUUUGGAGAUGGUUCCUAUUUAUGAUGUUGUUGAAGUUGAACACACUCACGCCAUGUCUGACAAGGCGAAGAGUCGUAUCAAUGCCAUUGGCAACCAACUUCUUCCACCUAUCAACAAGGUAGCUCCGGGUUCAAGUAAGCUCCGCGUCGAGGGCAAAGUCGUCAUCAUAACAGGUACAAACUCACCCCUGGGUAUUGGUCGUGCUACAGCGCAUCAAUAUGCUGAAAGCGGUGCUCGUGCAUUGUAUCUCUGCGACUUUGACGAUACGCACCUUGAGUCUCAUAAAAAGGAGAUCAACGCUGCGUUUCCCAACGUGGAAGUUCACACCAGGCGUUUCGAUGCCGCGGAUGAGGACAAGGUCAAGGAGGUAGUCGAUGACGCGAUCCAGCGCUACGGUCGCUUGGACGUCUUCUUUGCUAAUGCUGGAGUCGUUGGUCGGACCACGCUGUUCUCUGAUUUCAGCAAAGAUGAGUUUAUGUCGAUACUCAACACCAACACGUCAAGUGUCUUUCUAGCUGCCAAGUACGCGGCUCCAGCUAUGAUGCAAACCUCUGCCGACAAGCCUCAAGCCAGCGGCAGUAUCAUCGGUACAGCGUCUGUUGCAGGAAUUCGCUCCAAUGCCGGAUCCACACCAUACUCAGCCUCCAAAGCAGCCGUGGUGUCUCUCGCUCAGACGAUAUCAUACCAACUCGCUGGAACAGGCGUACGUAUGAACGCCAUCUGCCCAGGUCUCAUCGAGACUGGCAUGACGGCGCCUGUUUAUGAAGCAGCGAGGGCUCGUGGAAGUGAGAAGAAGAUUGGACAGCUGAACCCUAUGAAGAGAGGCGGCCAUGCUGAUGAGAUCGCUCGCGUUGCGCUCUUCUUGGGAAGUGAUGAGAGUAGCUAUGUUAAUGGACAGGCAUGGGCAGUAGAUGGAGGGCUGAGUGCUGGGCACCCCUUUGUUCCUGGGAAACUGGGCUGA